Acanthosepion pharaonis is the source of this 2106-nucleotide messenger RNA. The record is from the annotation of a GenBank genome assembly. NCBI's taxonomy places the organism in Eukaryota, Metazoa, Mollusca, Cephalopoda, Sepiida, Sepiidae.
AUGUUCAUCUUCUUUCUUUCUUUCUUUCUUUCUUUCUUUCUUUCUUUCUUUUUCUUUCUUUCUUUCUGUCUUUCAUUUUUCCCUAUACGACUUUUAAAUUGUCAUCCAUUUUAUUCAUUUCUUUCUUUCUUUCUUUCUUUCUUUCUUUCUUUCUCCUCCACUAUUUUUACAACUCACUCUAUUUCUUUCUGCUUUAAAAUUUCUUCACAAAUUAAUGUUCAUCUUCUUUCUUUCUUUCUUUCUUUCUUUCUUUCUUUCUUUCUUUCUUUCUUUGUUCCGUUCUCUUCUUUCUUUAGCUUUCUUUCAUUUUUCCCUAUGUUCCCAUCUUUCUUUCUUUCUUUCUUUCUUUCUUUCUUUCUUUCUUUCUUUCUUUUUUUUUUGUUCCGUUCUCUUCUUUCUUUAGCUUUCUUUCAUUUUUCCCUAUCUUUCUUUCAUUUUUCCCUAUGUUCCCUUCUUUCUUUCUUUAUUUCUUUCUUUCUUUCUUUUGUUCCGUUAUCUUCUUUCUUUAGCUUUCUUUCAUUUUUCCUUUUUCCCUUCUUUUCUUUUCUUUCUUUCUUUCUUUCUUUCUUUAUUUCUUUCUUUUUUGUUCCGUUCUCUUCUUUCUUUAUCUUUCUUUUCUUUUUCAUUUUUUCCCUAUGUUUUCCUUCUUUCUUUCUUUCUUUCUUUCUUUCUUUCUUUCUUUCUUUUGUUCCGUUCUCUUCUUUCUUUAGCUUUCUUUCAUUUUUCCCUAUGUUCCCAUCUUUCUUUCUUUCUUUCUUUCUUUCUUUCUUUCUUUCUUUCUUUCUUUUGUUCCGUUCUCUUCUUUCUUUAUCUUUCUUUCAUUUUUCCCUAUGUUCCCUUCUUUCUUUCUUUCUUUCUUUCUUUCUUUCUUUCUUUCUUUCUUUCUUUCUUUCUUUUGUUCCGUUCUCUUCUUUCUUUAUCUUUCUUUCAUUUUUCCCUAUGUUCCCAUCUUUCUUUCUUUCUUUCUUUCUUUCUUUUGUUCCGUUCUCUUCUUUCUUUAUCUUUCUUUCAUUUUUCCCUAUGUUCCCUUCUUUCUUUCUUUCUUUCUUUCUUUCUUUCUUUCUUUCUUUUGUUCCGUUCUCUUCUUUCUUUAGCUUUCUUUCAUUUUUCCCUAUGUUCCCUUCUUUCUUUCUUUCUUUCUUUCUUUCUUUUGUUCCGUUCUCUUCUUUCUUUAUCUUUCUUUCAUUUUUCCCUAUGUUUCCCUUCUUUCUUUCUUUCUUUCUUUCUUUUCUUUCUUUCUUUCUUUCUUUUGUUCCGUUCUCUUCUUUCUUUUUUUCUUUCAUUUUCAUUUUCCUUUAUGUUCCCUUUCUUUCUUUCUUUCUUUCUUUCUUUCUUUUGUUCCGUUCUCUUCUUUCUUUAUCUUUCUUUCAUUUUUCCCUAUUUUCCCAUCUUUCUUUCUUUCUUUCUUUCUUUCUUUCUUUCUUUUCUUUUCUUUCUUUUUUUUUCCGUUUCUCUUCUUUCUUUAUCUUUCUUUUCAUUUUUUUUCCCUAUGUUCCCUUCUUUCUUUCUUUCUUUCUUUCUUUCUUUCUUUCUUUCUUUCUUUCUUUUUCUUUUGUUCCGUUCUCUUCUUUCUUUAUCUUUCUUUCAUUUUUCCCUAUGUUCCCUUCUUUCUUUCUUUCUUUCUUUCUUUCUUUCUUUCUUUCUUUUUUGUUCCGUUCUCUUCUUUCUUUAUCUUUCUUUCAUUUUUCCCUAUGUUUCCAUCUUUCUUUCUUUCUUUCUUUCUUUUCUUUUCUUUUGUUCCGUUCUCUUCUUCUUUCUUUAUCUUUCUUUCAUUUUUCCCUAUGUUUCCAUCUUUCUUUCUUUCUUUCUUUCUUUUUCUUUCUUUCUUUCUUUCUUUCUUUCUUUUGUUCCGUUCUCUUCUUUCUUUAUCUUUCUUUCAUUUUUCCCUAUGUUCCCAUCUUUCUUUCUUUCUUUCUUUCUUUCUUUCUUUCUUUCUUUUGUUCCGUUCUCUUCUUUCUUUAUCUUUCUCUUAUUUUUCCCUAUGUUCCCAUCUUUCUUUCUUUCUUUCUUUCUUUCUUUCUUUCUUUCUAUUUGCUUCUUUGCUUUAAUGCUUCAUUUCUACAGAGGUUUAUUUUUCAAAAAUUUUUCGUGCAUUUAAUUCAUUAA